Molecule: messenger RNA, 1080 nt
Organism: Colletotrichum navitas
Lineage: Eukaryota; Fungi; Ascomycota; Sordariomycetes; Glomerellales; Glomerellaceae
Product: glycoside hydrolase family 16 protein
Exons: 4
Coding region: 1-1080 (359 amino acids)
Biological process (GO): glucan catabolic process
Molecular function (GO): hydrolase activity, hydrolyzing O-glycosyl compounds
Source: RefSeq, a predicted model, not a curated record
AUGGGCCCAUACGGAUUCUCCAACGAGAGCCUCGGCCGGAAGACGGCGUGGUGGAGCCCGAAAGGGUGGACGAAGAGGAUCUGGGCCGGCGUCGGCGGAGGCGUCGUCCUGAUCAUCAUCGUCGUCGUCGCCGUCACCGUCAUGCUGCAAAACAAGAACCAGGUCGUCGUCGCCCGUUGCGCGAGCCUCUGGCUGAUGAUGACAGACUCGGGAGAGGCCUUUUUCGACAAGUUCAACUACUUCAACACUUACGAUCCAACGGGAGGAAUGGUCCACUACGCCGGCGCCGCGGAGGCCAAGAGCAGGAACCUCACCUACGCCACAUCGGACACCGCCGUCCUGAGGGUGGACGACACCGUCGGCCCGACGUCGACCCCGGACGCGUCAACCGGCCGGUCCUCGGUCCGCGUCGAGUCCAAGACGCAGUACAACAAGGGCCUCCUCGUCUUCGACGUGAAGCACACGCCCUACGGCUGCGCGAGCUGGCCGGCGCUGUGGUUCACGGACCCCGACAACUGGCCCGAUGCCGGCGAGAUCGACGUCAUGGAGGCCGUCAACCAGGGCACCGACGGCAACCAGAUGACGCUGCACACGACGUCGGGGUGCGCCAUGGACGUCAAGCGCAAGCAGACGGGCCAGACGCCGCACACGGACUGCAAGAACUCGACCAACAGCAACGCCGGGUGCGGCGUCGAGGGCCCCGCGUCGACGUACGGCACCGGCUUCAACGACGGCGGCGGCGGCUACGCGGCCAUGGAGUGGCGCGACGAGGGCAUCCGCGUGUGGCAGUUCUCGCGCAGCUCCGUGCCGCCCGACGUCACCGGCCAGGCGCCCGACCCGAGCGGCUGGGGCGAGGCCCUGGCCGACUUCCCCAACACGUCGUGCGACGUGGGCUCCCACUUCCGGAACCAGUCGCUCAUCAUCAACAUCGACGUCUGCGGCGCCCUCGCCGAGGCCAAGUACGCCGAUUCGGGCUGCGGCGGCGGCGCCAGCUGCGCUGAGUUCCAGGCCAACAACCCGGACGCCUUCAAGACGACCUACUGGGAGUUUGGGGCAUUUAACUUUUACACGGCGUCGUAG